Messenger RNA from Gigantopelta aegis, 2771 nucleotides. RefSeq names its product probable ATP-dependent RNA helicase DDX10. The transcript has 14 exons. Gene Ontology annotation, cellular component: nucleus. The record is from RefSeq and is a predicted model, not a curated record. The coding region runs from base 7 to 2745 and encodes 912 amino acids. Gene Ontology annotation, biological process: rRNA processing. Gene Ontology annotation, molecular function: ATP binding; nucleic acid binding; RNA helicase activity. NCBI's taxonomy places the organism in Eukaryota, Metazoa, Mollusca, Gastropoda, Neomphalida, Peltospiridae.
UUUACAAUGAAUCCGAAAUUUCAUAACUCAAAAUUUGCCAAGAAUAAAAAACACAAAGACUCGUUUAAGGGUCAUAAGGGUAAAAUCAAAAGAAAAGAGUUAUACAAUUCGAAACCUAAGUCAUCGGCGAUUAUUGAUGCGGAAAUAUCCGAGUUAAAAAGUCGAUAUGAAUCUAUCAGCUCCAAGACUGUUCAAAAGUUUUCAGACUUUCCUUUGUGCAAGAAAACUCUUGAAGGCCUGCAGUCUGCUAAGUAUGAUGUUCCGACUGAAAUACAAAGAGAGGCUAUUGGACUGGCACUACAAGGACAUGACAUACUGGGAGCAGCACAGACAGGAUCUGGAAAGACUUUGGCCUUCCUUAUACCGAUACUGGAAUGUUUGUACAGACUCAAGUGGAGUCAGAUGGAUGGGAUGGGAGUUCUGAUUAUCUCCCCUACACGUGAACUAGCAUACCAAACAUUUGAGGUUCUGAAGAAAGUUGGAAAAUUACAUGACUUUUCUGCUGGACUUGUCAUUGGAGGAAAAUUUCUGAGGGAGGAGGCUGAGCGGAUCACACACACGAACAUCGUCAUCUGUACUCCCGGCCGACUGCUGCAGCACAUGGAUGAGACGUACAACUUCACGGCAGACUCGCUGCAGAUCGUAGUGUUAGACGAGGCAGAUCGGAUCCUCGACAUGGGUUUUGCUCAGACAAUGAAUGCUAUAAUAGAGAAUCUUCCCAUUGAGAGACAGACGUUACUCUUCUCGGCCACACAGACAAAGUCAGUGAAAGACUUAGCACGCCUCAGUCUCAAAGAUCCCAUGUAUGUGUCGGUGCAUGAACAUGCCAAGCACAGCACACCUGCCAAACUUGAGCAAAGCUAUGUUGUUUGUGAUCUUCACGACAAACUGAAUUUGCUGUGGUCUUUUAUCAAAAACCAUCUCAAGACAAAGAUUCUGGUCUUCAUGGCCUGCUGCAAAGAGGUGAAGUAUCUGUGUGAAGCCGUCAGGAGACUAAGACCGGGUGUUCCAGUGUUGGCAAUGCAUGGCGGAAUGAAUCAACUCAAACGGGUGGCGGCGUACGACCAGUUCUGUAACAAACAACACGUCGUUCUCUUUGCAACCGAUGUGGCUGCAAGGGGCUUGGAUUUUCCUGAAGUGAACUGGGUACUUCAGCUAGACUGUCCAGAAGAUGCCAACACAUAUAUACACAGAGUGGGCCGGACUGCCAGAUACCACAAGGAUGGUGAGUCUCUUCUGGUGCUGUUACCUUCAGAAGAAGACGCGAUGGUUAAACAGCUACAACAGAAAAAGAUUCCAAUAACUAAAAUCAAAGUGAAUCCCAAGAGACAGCUGAGCAUUCAGGCCAAGCUCCAGUCUCAGUGUGCAGCCGACCGUGACCUCAAGGAGAGUGCCCAGAGAGCGUUUGUCUCCUACCUUCGAGGUGUGUACCUGAUGAGCUGCAAGGAUGUCUUUGAUAUCAGGAAAUUGGACACCGACAGUUUUGCCAGUUCCCUUGGCCUUGCAAUACCACCUAGAAUUCGUUUCCUGCAACGUGAUGAGAAGAAAAGACAGGAACGACUGGCUUACAGCGAGCAGCAGGAGAAGAAUCGGGUUAGUCGGAAACAGGACAAGAAUGUGAAAAUCCCUUCACAGGUCAGAAAGCAUGCAGAUGAUGAUAGGAUCUUGAAAGAAGAUAACUCUUCCUCUGAUGAGGAAUCGGACCGAGAUGAGAGCGAUUUUAGCAGAGACUCUGAUGAGGAACUUGACAGAAGAAAAAGCAGCAAUAAAAACCAAAAAGAAAAUAAGAUUUCCAGUAAAAGUGUUCCUAUGAAAAUGGCUUCACAAAAUAAAGAAGCUCCGAAUUUAGAUAGUGACAGUGAUGCAGCUGAUAUUGUGACUAGGAAACCGAAUAAACUAAAUUCUAGUGAUUCAGAAGAAGAAACUGCAGAUUUGGAAAAAACAAAGAACAUUAAGUCAAGAACAGGGGAUACAUACAGGUUUGAUGUCUGUGAGGAUGAAGAUGAGGACUUGUUCAAAGUGAAGCGCAGAACAGAUUUGGAGGAAAGCGAUCAUGAAGAAGAGUUGAUCACUUUGCCUAAAACCAGCAAAAAAAGCAAGAAGAAGGUGACCAAAAUAUCUGAAGCCAAGAAGUUGUUGAAGAAACAAAUCAAACUGAACACUAAAGUAGUUUUCGAUGAUGCUGGGGAAGUCGUGACUGAUCCCCAUCGAGUUCCUCAGGCCACUGUUGUUGAUGAUAACGCUGAUGAUGUUGGAGGACUGGACAUCUCAACAGCAAGGAAAAGAUUGGCUGAAGAAGACAAGAUUGACAAACAGCUCUUCCACCAGAGAGUCAAGCAGACUCAUAGAGAAAAGCGUCUGAAAGAGAAGGAGAAACGAAGAGCCAAGAGGAAGCGAACCAGUCCAGAUGCUGAACCAGAAGCAGUGCUAGACGUUAACAGUGAGGAAGAGAAGUCUUUCCUCGAUGACCUCCCAGACCCAGAUAAGAUCUAUGGCCCAAAGGCUGACAGUGGAGAGUCAGGAGAGGAGUUUGAGAAGACACAGGAAAGUGAGGAUGAGGAGGAAGAUGGUGAUGCUGGGAGACCUCCAGUUAAGAAACAGAAGCGACAGUCGGUGGCUGAGUCUGAACCGAGCAGUGAUGAAGACAUCUCUGAGGAUGAGAGUGAUGAAGGGGACUCGAGACUUGGUGUCAGUUCAUCACUCUACGAUGAUGAAGCUAUGGCACUUAAGCUACUGGGAAUGUGAUUGCAAAAUAAAAUAUUUUUACUAAA